CGCAAGAAUAAAAUGUCAAGAGCGUGCGGAUGGGAUUAAAAAAAAAAAAAAAAGACCGCGCGGACGGUUUAAAAGUAAAAAAAUUAAUCAGUCAAUAAAUAAAUAAAAUGAUGUUAGGACGGCGUGCCUCCCUCGACUUUGAACUGAGGUAUGUUUGUGAAGACCUCAUUCGCGGGUGUGAAGAAGAGGAAGAAGGAGGAGGAGGAGGAGGACAUUUCGAACUAAGGUAUGGAGGAGGAGGAGGAGGAGGAGGAGGAGGAGGAGGAGGAUUUGAACUAAGUAAGAAGAAGAAGGAGGAGGAGGAGGAGGAGGAGGAGGAGGAGGAUUCAAACUCAGGUAUGCUUGUGAAGACUAAUUUAAUGAGUGUGAAGAAGAAGAAGAAGGAGGAGGAGGAGGAGGAGGAGGAGGAGGAGGAGCAAGAGGAGGAGGGGGAGAAUUCGAACUGAGGUAUGCCUGUGAAGACUUCAUCCAUAGGUGCGAACCAUUAAGCACCUCUUA
This is a messenger RNA of Chara braunii, 498 nucleotides long. NCBI's taxonomy places the organism in Eukaryota, Viridiplantae, Streptophyta, Charophyceae, Charales, Characeae. The record is from the annotation of a GenBank genome assembly.